AGCCCUGCCUUCUUCCAGCUCCUGAAGUGACAGCUGGAGAACCUAGGGGACGAAGUUCCCCGCUCCCCAUCCUGGCCCCCUACCCUCCACCCUCUCCCCAGAGGAUCAGCUGAUUCCUGACACCCCCAGGGUCUGUGGCCCGAUCCCAGGAGGAGCCUGGGUUGCCAUGAGAGAGACCUUCGAGGCCCUCAGCUCCCUGGGACUCUCUGUGGGGCAGCCGGAGAUGGCCCCCCAAAGUGAGCCUGGGGAAGGGUCCCAUAAUGCCCAGGAGCAGAUGUCGGCUCCCCAGGAAGAGAGAGUGCUGGGCACAUGCUCAGGGCACGAGGUCCCCAGCCCGGAGGAAGGUGUCCCCACUGAGCAAGCCGAAGUUCCCUGCAGAGGCCGGGUGUGCACACCCUGGAAGCCUGAGCCCGUGGGCUCCUGCCCAGGGGACGAGUGGAUGAUUCGGAAGGUGAAGGUGGAGGAGGAGGAGCAGGAGGCAGGAGAGGAGGUGGAAUGGCCCAAGCAUCUAUCAUUACUCCCCAGCCCUUUUCCCUCGCCUGACCUGGGGCCCCUGGCCGCCGCAUAUAAGCUGGAGCCGGGGGCCCCAGGGGCUCUGGGCGGGCUCGCUCUGACCGGGUGGAUCCCGACUUCGGAGAAGCCCUAUGGCUGCGGGGAGUGCGAGCGGCGGUUCCGGGACCAGCUGACCUUGCGGCUGCACCAGAGACUGCACCGCGGCGAGGGUCCGUGCGCCUGCCCGGACUGCGGCCGCAGCUUCACGCAGCGCGCGCACAUGCUGCUGCACCAGCGCAGCCACCGCGGCGAGCGGCCUUUCCCGUGCUCCGAGUGCGACAAGCGCUUCAGCAAGAAGGCCCACCUGACCCGCCACCUGCGCACGCACACGGGCGAGCGGCCCUACCCGUGCGCAGAGUGCGGCAAGCGCUUCAGCCAGAAGAUCCACCUGGGCUCGCACCAGAAGACACACACCGGCGAGCGGCCCUUCCCCUGCCCUGAGUGCGAGAAGCGCUUUCGUAAAAAGACGCACUUGAUUCGCCACCAGCGCAUCCACACGGGCGAGAGGCCCUACCAGUGCGCGCAGUGCGCACGCAGCUUCACGCACAAGCAGCACUUGGUGCGGCACCAGAGGGUGCACGAGGCGGCUGGUCGCGCCCUGGCCUCUCCCGACCCGCCCGCCUCUCCCGCUUCCCCUGCCCCGUCCCCCCACCCCCGUCCCCCGUCGCCUUGCGCCUGUGCGCAGUGCGGCCGCCGCUUCAGCCGCAAGUCGCACCUGGGCCGCCACCAGGCGGUGCACACCGGCAGUCGCCCCCACGCCUGCGCCGUGUGCGCCCGCAGCUUCAGCUCCAAAACCAACCUGGUCCGCCACCAGGCCAUCCACACGGGCUCCCGCCCCUUCUCCUGCCCGCAGUGCGGCAAGAGUUUCAGCCGCAAGACCCACCUGGUGCGACACCAGCGCAUCCACGACGUAGCCGCCCUUCCGGCCUCUCAUGCUGACCUCUCGGCCCCAGCCUGGCCCACUCCCACCGAGGUGGCAGCACCCGCGCUCUUCUUCUGAGCCUCGUUCUCUGCUGGACCCUGCCUUUGCUUUCUUUAGCUCACUGGUUCCCCAAUCCCAUACGCGAAAUCUCCUGGGCGGUGGAGCAGAUGGUCUGGCCUCCUGCUGACUAUUAUCUUUCCCUCUCCAUCUUACUGGGGAGAAGUCUGGAAAGGAUAACUUGGACAUUCUGUGACAAAAAUGCUAAGUGAACCCUUGGUGGGAACAGUUCAGGCCUGAGUCCUUGAAAAACUACCACCAAGAGACCCCAUCAGAAGACAGACAUUUCCUGGACCUACCCCGGCCAAGGACUGACUAAGUCAGGAACCUCUACAGGGGGAGGGAAAGUCUGUGUACAUAAGUUUCAUUAAAAUUAAAAACUGAAGGCCUUGGGGCUAUUAAAUAAGUUGAGGGAUGGAA
Messenger RNA from Vicugna pacos (alpaca), 1951 nucleotides. The record is from RefSeq and is a predicted model, not a curated record. Lineage: Eukaryota; Metazoa; Chordata; Mammalia; Artiodactyla; Camelidae.